Molecule: messenger RNA, 2436 nt
Organism: Harpegnathos saltator (Jerdon's jumping ant)
Lineage: Eukaryota; Metazoa; Arthropoda; Insecta; Hymenoptera; Formicidae
Product: BRISC complex subunit FAM175B
Exons: 7
Coding region: 264-1691 (475 amino acids)
Biological process (GO): mitotic spindle assembly; protein K63-linked deubiquitination; attachment of spindle microtubules to kinetochore
Cellular component (GO): nucleus
Molecular function (GO): microtubule binding; polyubiquitin modification-dependent protein binding
Source: RefSeq, a predicted model, not a curated record
AGUCAAUGAAAAAAGCGCUGUGUCAAACAUGUGCACAACGGAGAGUAGCGAGCGCUCGGUGUGUGUAGCGUGAUAAAUGUGUGUAUGACAUUUUAUCUCAGAGGGAAGAUAUCUUGGAUAAUAGCCAAUAAAAUGACUUUAUGGGUAACAUUGUAUGUUUACUCGCUGUAAAACAUUCGCCGCCAACUAUCUCGUUGGUGUUCGCAGAGUGAAUGGUAUAAGUCCUCCGUGUCUUCUUUGCAAAGUGUACAAACGUUGUCAACAUGGCGGACGACGACUUGCUCGUCACGAUUUCGGGCGCGGCGCUAUCACUGCUGUUUUUCGAGAAUGUGCGCAGCGUCAGUGAUCAGAUGGGGUUUCUCCUCGGUGAGGCUCUCGAAUUCGUUAUUAGGAGCUACACCGACUCUGACAACCAGGUGGAAACCGUCAAAAUUCAUAUCAAUGUGGAAGCUAUUGUCACAUGCCCUCUGCUCGAUAUCCUGCAUAAUUCCACUGGGCGUAUCAAUAAAGAACGGUUGAAGGAUUUUGUGAGCGAUAAGAGCAAGCAUGUGAUUGGUUGGUUUCGCUUUCGCCGAAGCUCCAGUGAUCUAAUUCCCAGUCUUAAGGACAGACUGCUGCAUAAGCAAUUUGCCUCGCAUUUUUCGGGCGGGAAUAGUUGCAAAGAAGAGUUCUUCCUCACCUGCCUCCUGAACACUUGCACCUCUGAUAAGCAGGGUACACACAAAUUCCGGCAUGUAUUUCUCAGACGCAAGAGAGGAAUAUUUGAACCAAUACCUCUGAGGAUAAGUAAUCUCGGAGACGAUGCGUCCAGACACGAUGGCUCGGAUUACAAGCCAACACCUGCCAGGAAAUCAGAACGCACACCGGAUGGCUUUACCGAGUUGAUAGAAUCGUUGAAUCUGGAUCUAACGAGAACCGGGGGAUUAGCCUCUGCCAUGACGAUCCAACGGGAGGCCGAGCGUCACUUGGUCUCGCUGAUUCCGAAGGUGUGCGAAUCGGACGUGGAGGUGGCCACAUUGGAGCAGCAGGUGCGUGAAUUACGAGCGAAAGUGACUGCACAGCGACGGGUCAAAAUGUCGACGAUCAAUGGCGAAAAUUGCGCCGAAGGUACAAAGGACAACUCUCUCUCGAUGGAGAAGACCGAAACGACCAAGUUCGGCAACGAUGCGCCGCAUCCGCAUAGCGAAAACAAUCCAACGUCCCAUGUCCAACAGUCGCUCUCUUCCCAACGCGCACCCCAUCGUAACACCGCAGCUUGCAUCGCCAAAAGUGUAAUAAACCAGGAGAAGUCACGGCGGCUCGGACUCGCUACGGACAGUCAUCUAAGCGCGCAGGAAUCCUUCUCUACCGAUAUAUCAAAUGCGGAUCGACAUUCUGACAGCAUUUCUGACAUCGCCGCCGAACCUAUUUGCCCUGAGGGCAGCGAAGUAUUGUGUACGGGAGAUGGCAGGGGCAGAGGCAGGGGCAGGGGCAGCUGCGGCCGCGGUCGCGGUCAGUCGCUCGAAGUCAUCCCGGGAAUGAGGAAAACCCGCCAUCAUGUCCAGCCUCGCGAACGUAGCGCCAGUCCAAAGCAGGAUUUUUCUGAUGCAUCGGCAAGUCCCCAGAGCCUCACCAUCUCUAGAUCGUACAGCCAGACAACGAGGAAGAGUAUGAACGACGCCCGUAAAGUGACGGGUUCGUUCAAUGUUUGAAUGGAGCAACUAAACACCAAAGAAAUCACACUUUUAGAUUCUCCCAAACAUUGAACGUUCGAAAGACAGAAUCUGAAAGAAUGUGAAAAGUGAAAAAGAGGGGAAAUCCAAGAAUGCAAAAAGGUGCCAGAUGGAAGUCUGAAACAAUUCCAAAAAGUUUGAAAGAGAAAGGAAGGAGAAGAAUAUUGGAGAGUGUGUAAGAAGCACAAGAUGGGCAGAGAAAUAUCUAAAAGAAUGCGUUAAAAGAUGAAGGAAUGUAUUAAAAAAUCUAAAAGAGAAAAUAAGAAAAAACGUCCGAUAGUGUAACAAAAUCGGGAAAAAUUCUGAAAGAAUCUUGCGAAAAAUCCGAAAAGAAGAAUAUGGAAGGAAUGCGAAGAUGGAAAGCGUGCUGUAUUGAAAAAAAAAAUUUUUUUUUGAGAGAAUAGAAAGAUUAUGAUACGAUACGUCUAUUCGAAGAGUACGUUAGAAGCGACUUUUGUAUCGAUUAUUCUAUUUAUAGGUGCCUUAAAAUUUCCGCGGAAAGAUCCGACAGGUCUUGACUAAGGAUUCAAGAAAAAGUAAAAAAAUGUGUCUUGUUUCUUAUUUUACCUCGUUAAUUAAUUUAUGCCAAUUUUCCGUGCCACUGAGUUUCUGUGAUACGAGGCAAACAUCCUUUUUCUUUUGCAACGCUAUAAUGUAUAAAUUUUUAGUUGAUAUACAGCAAUGGAAGAUACUUUGUAAAUAAAGAGCGAUUUCGUCAUUGUUA